UUAGACAAUUUAUUUGGAAGUAAAAUUAUUAUUAUGACAUGUUCAAUUAUCCUAUGUGCAUUGGACCUCUACCAAAAACAAAGACACAAAAAACACAUAUGAACAUGUUGGCAAGCACAAGCAACAGCAGCACCGCUUUAGGUGGAUGGACGGUGUUACAAGUAUCCAAAAUCAGAAACAACCGUUCUGUUUCAUCUUCCUUCUCUCUUCGUAUCUGUGCCACCUGCGACGACCGUCCUCAUGGUCCAUCUUGUAUAUAUGUUGGUCCUCUUCAAACUGCCACCCAAGAAACCCUUGAAGCUCUUUAUUCUCAAGCAAGGGAUGCAUAUUACAGAGGAGAGCCUUUGAUAGUUGAUGACAUGUUUGAUAGAGUAGAGUUGAAGCUUAAGUGGUAUGGUUCCAAGUCAGUUGUGAAGUAUCCUCGUUGCAGUAUCAGAAGGCAAUCAACCUAUGCUGAUGCUGAGGAAGAUCUGUCUAUGGUUUUUGCAUUAGCGAGUGCUUGGACCCUAUUUUUUGCAUUUGGUAGUUCAGCAAUGGUUGGGCCAAUGUUUUAUAGCAUCAGCUUGGCUUAUCAAAAUGCAUUUAAUUUAGGAUUAUCAUAUGGUAGCCAAGCAUCAGAACUAAGUCCUCUUUUCAUGGUGAACACCAUUCUAUUCACGGCACUUGGUUUUGUCAUAGGAUAUCCGGUUGCUUCAGCUUCAGUUAAAACACUUCAAGGCUUGUGGAGGAAUGACUUGGCAGCACUAAAGGGUUCAUGUCCAAAUUGUGGAGAAGAGGUAUUUGCAUUUGUAAGAACAGACAAGGCUAAUAACUCACCCCAUAGAGCAAAGUGCCAUGUGUGUGAAUGCUUAUUGGAAUUUCGCACCGAAGUUGAGCAAUCAACUUCAAUAUUUGGUAGACAAUGGGUUUAUGGACGUAUUUACCUUGUGCGUAAAUCCAGACGCCAAAGGGAGCUGUAAAUUUUCCGUGACUAUGUUUGUCAAUUGUAAGGAAAGGAAUCAAUUGGUAGACAAUCAACUUCUGUUUAUUUUUUAAUUUUAGUCUAAAAAGGUUUCUGUCUGAAGCCAACUUGUACACUUUCUAGUUAGCAAGGAAGGAGUUGAUAUGUCAAUCACUGGACGCUUGAUUUAUUUGAUUAUGUGUUAUUAUUGUCAACAAUUGUAGUUAUCAGACGAUUAUAGAUAUUUAAAUGUAAUCUUGGAAAUGAAAAGUCAAACGUAAACCAACUUGUAGGCAAAAAUAUAUUGGAUCACCAGAAUGGUGGCAUUUAGUA
This is a messenger RNA of Medicago truncatula (barrel medic), 1273 nucleotides long. RefSeq names its product PGR5-like protein 1B, chloroplastic. The transcript is spliced from 8 exons. Gene Ontology annotation, molecular function: oxidoreductase activity, acting on iron-sulfur proteins as donors. Gene Ontology annotation, cellular component: chloroplast thylakoid membrane. Bases 39 to 959 code for a protein of 306 amino acids. The record is from RefSeq and is a predicted model, not a curated record. Gene Ontology annotation, biological process: photosynthetic electron transport in photosystem I. NCBI's taxonomy places the organism in Eukaryota, Viridiplantae, Streptophyta, Magnoliopsida, Fabales, Fabaceae.